This is a messenger RNA of Penicillium concentricum, 999 nucleotides long. RefSeq names its product amidohydrolase family protein. Lineage: Eukaryota; Fungi; Ascomycota; Eurotiomycetes; Eurotiales; Aspergillaceae. The transcript is spliced from 4 exons. Gene Ontology annotation, biological process: secondary metabolic process. Gene Ontology annotation, cellular component: cytosol; cytoplasm. Bases 1 to 999 code for a protein of 332 amino acids. The record is from RefSeq and is a predicted model, not a curated record. Gene Ontology annotation, molecular function: hydrolase activity; carboxy-lyase activity.
AUGGUCAAAAAAAUCCGCAAGAUUGCUCUGGAGGAGGCGUUCCAGCUGCCCGACCUCGCAACAAACAGUAAUAAUUUUACAGCUCCCAAUGGUGCUUCGGACUUGACAGCAAAUCUGGUAGAUAUCCAUGACCAACGUCUGAGGGGAAUGGAUGAGAAUGAGAUAUCCUACAUGGUACUGUCUCUUACAUCCGCUGGCCCUCAGGAUCAACGAGAUCCCGCUGCAGCCCAAGCCCUAGCCGUGCGAGCAAAUGAUUACCUUGCAGAUAGCAUUCGUCAAAACCCUUCGCGGUUCGGAGGCUUUGGCGCUUUGAGCAUGCACGAUCCGCAGGUUGCAGCUUUGGAGGCUAGGCGUGCGAUCAAAGAAUUGGGAUUUCAGGGACUUCUAGUUAACGAUUUUCAAACGACCGGAGCUGAUGGAGAAGGCGCUAUCUUCUAUGAUCAACCGGAGUGGGAUGUGUUUUGGAAGGAGGUCGAGGAGCUUGAUGUACCUCUGUACAUCCACCCUAGAUUGACUACCCCUGCUGCCACUGAGUUGUUCCUCACCGGAAGACCGUGGCUACGAGGUAGUACCUAUUUCUUCAGUGUUGGAGUCUCACUCCACGUUUUAGGACUCUAUGCCAAUGGAGUAUUUGAUCGCUUCCCACGCCUUCAAAUUAUCAUUGGGCACAUGGGUGAACACAUCCCGUACCAACUAUGGCGUUUCGACCAUCGCAUGAGUCUGUAUACAGAAGGGUUUGUACCAAAAGCAAAAAGAACUCUCCGGGAGACCAUGAAAACCAAUAUAUCAAUCACCACCAGUGGACACUACGGAACACCUUCCUUAAUGUUUGCGGUUCAAGAACUGGGAAUUGACCGAGUUUUGUUCUCCAUUGACUAUCCAUACGAAACAAUUGACGAGGGCGCGAAGUGGUUCGAUAGCAUAACAGAGUUGACCGAACAGCAGAAGGAACAAAUUGCGUUUGGAAACGCAACAAGACUCCUUAAGCUCAAUCAGUGA